Messenger RNA from Trichoplusia ni (cabbage looper), 822 nucleotides. Its product is annotated as stromal cell-derived factor 2. The record is from RefSeq and is a predicted model, not a curated record. The transcript has 4 exons. The coding region runs from base 94 to 771 and encodes 225 amino acids. Lineage: Eukaryota; Metazoa; Arthropoda; Insecta; Lepidoptera; Noctuidae.
GUCACAAGUGUCAGCGCCAGUCGGCAGCAAACGUCAAACACCUAAGCUAGCCUGUGUUCAUAAAAGUGUGGAUGUGAUAAGAUUGUGCAAAAAAUGGGUUUUUCAAAAGUAUCGCCUCUACUUUCCACUGUUUUAGUUACUUUAUAUGUUAUUCUUAUAUCAGCACAGGUAUCACAAGGAUCAAAAGCGGAAUUCGUUACGUGCGGCACUAUACUAAAACUAAUCAACACUGACUUAAGAUUACGACUUCACUCACACGAUGUGAAGUAUGGUUCGGGAUCAGGACAGCAAUCAGUGACAGCAGUCGAUGUCUCUGAUGAUUCCAACAGCCACUGGUUGGUGCGGGCGCCCAUGGCUGAGUCAUGCAAACGAGGGGCGCCUAUAAAAUGCAACACCAACAUCAGACUGCAGCAUGUUACUACCAAGAAAAACCUGCACUCUCACUAUUUCUCAUCACCACUGUCUGGCAACCAGGAGGUGUCCUGCUAUGGUGAUGAGGAUGGAGAGGGUGACAGCGGUGAUCACUGGACUGUUGUGUGCAACAAUGACUACUGGAGGAGGGACACCCCAGUCAAGUUUAGACAUGUAGAUACAUCUGCCUUCCUGGCGGGAUCAGGACGUACAUUCGGGCGGCCGAUCAGCGGCCAAGGCGAGAUCGUAGGUAUCAACUCUCAGUACGGCGCUUACACAGACUGGCAAGCCAAGGAAGGGCUAUUCAUCCACCCAGGAGAGUUACUCCCACACCAACAUCCCAUUCAUUCAGAGUUAUAAUGUAAAUUAUUAUUUAUUAUGUAAUAAAUGUUUUUUUUUUAAGAAAUUGUU